AUGGCGCCCAGAAGCAUCCUUCAGUCCGCUGGGCUUCUCGCCCUGGCCUCCGGCGCAUUUGCCGUACCAUUUGUCUCCAAGGCUCAGACUACCGUCUACUCGGAGCCGACGGUUACCGCUUCGCAGGUCCCUCACACCAAUGUGACCUCCCACGGUCCCUACACCGGCCCCCCGCCGUCUACAACGGGCGCCAUCUCUACCAAAAUACUGGCCUCCGAGGUGCCCAUCUUGCCUCCUCCGGAUGAUGCAUACGAUUACCCGGCCGAUGGCAAGCUCCACGGCGACCAGCCCGCCCCUUACACCCCGUCUGGCGGUAUCGGCACCAACGGCUCCGCCCCCGUCUACCGCGUUCAGAGCGAUUUCGACUAUCAGUCUCUCGCUCUGGGUCUUUACCAGGAGUAUAUAGAGCUUGACCUCUUCCACUGGGGUCUGGCUACCUACUCCGAUGCAGACUUCGAGGAGCUCGGCCUGAACGCCGAGGACCGCUUCCUGCUCCAGCAUAUGGCCGACCAGGAAAUUGGCCACGCCACUGUCAUCACCAACAUGCUUGGCCCUCAGGCUCCGCAGCAGUGCACUUACAACUACCCCGUCUCCAACCUUCGCGAGUACAUCGAUUUCAAUCAGAAGCUUACUCGCUGGGGUGAGGCUGGUGUCUACGGCUUCCUUCCUCACUUGAACUCUGGCCCUGCCGCCCAGCUUCUUCUGCAGAGCAUCACGAUCGAGGCUCGUCAGCAGAUGAUCUUCCGCCAGUUUGAGGGUCUCUUCCCCAUGCCCGAGUGGCACACCGUCGGCAUUCCCCAGUCCUGGGCUUGGACACUCCUCGCGCCCUACAUCUCUAGCUGCCCGUGGAACCAGACCCGUCUCAUUUGGCAAAACUUCCCUGCUCUGCACAUCCUGAACCAGCCUAACCCGUACCGCAUCAAUGGUGCUGAUGUCUGGAACGAGACCACCGGAGGCUGGGCCAACACUGCCGCGACAACGAACAUCUCCGAAGCCGAGUCUUGCGUCAACGCCGCCGACUCGUCCCAGGAUUGCAAAGCGGCCAUCUCCCACAACCGCACCAUUCCCUUGUCCUACCCUGGACGUCAGGUCUUCUUCCAGUGGGAUGCUCCUGGCCAGGCCGUUGGCCCCAACAACAGUUAUAUCACCGCGACUAACGUCGUCGAGCCCAAGUUCGCCGCCUGGGUUUCACAGCUGAACGUCACCUACUCGCCGUUGAUGAACGUCAGUCUGGACUCUCGCACCGCGUACGCUAUCCAGCCCAACGUUUCCACUUGGGAGCAUGAUCCUGCUAUCAACUCGACCAUGUUUGUAGCCCUCACCGACUCCGACCUUUACGUCACGCCUCACAACCUGACGAUGAUUAACCCUCACGUCGCCGCUCUGGCCAUGUACCAGGCUGGUUAA
This is a messenger RNA of Colletotrichum graminicola M1.001, 1407 nucleotides long. RefSeq lists its product as uncharacterized. Bases 1 to 1407 code for a protein of 468 amino acids. NCBI's taxonomy places the organism in Eukaryota, Fungi, Ascomycota, Sordariomycetes, Glomerellales, Glomerellaceae. The transcript has a single exon. The record is from RefSeq and is a predicted model, not a curated record.